Molecule: messenger RNA, 6931 nt
Organism: Vitrella brassicaformis
Lineage: Eukaryota; Vitrellaceae
Source: the annotation of a GenBank genome assembly
UGUACGUAUGCGUCGUCAGUCAGUCACCGUACAUACAUACACGUAUACGUAUGUAGGUAUCUAUGCAUUCGUUUCACGUAGACAGACACACAGACAGACACGAGUGAGUGUAUGUGAUGUAACAAGUCAGACAGACAGACGACUGACUGACUGACUGGUGUCCCGUCACACACACACAUUGUCAGAGGUACAUAGGCAGGUCACGCACUCACUGAUUGUUUGCGAUAGACAGACACACACACAUACAUAGUCGACCCGCCAGGCCUUCCAUCCUCCCAUCCACCAGUGCACUCACUCAUGGCCCCGCUCCCCACCCACCGGUGGGUGACCUGACCCAUCCGUCCCGUCUGUCUCACAUGUCUGUCACGUCAUUCAUUCAUCCCAUUUUGGGUCUGGUAUCGAACAUCCUGCCGUUGGGGAACAUGUGCUGCAGCUCAAUGAAUCGGUGGUUGCUGCUGUAGCGGACCAUCAGGGAGGCCUUGAAAUACCCGGCAUCGUGCCACGCCUUCAUCUGCUCGGCGGUAAACUUGCCCUGCACGUUGCUCUUGGGAUCCACAUACCUGCAACAAUACAUACAAUCCAGAGGGAGGCCAGGCCACAUUAUUGCGAUGACCGUGUCCCUCCAUCCCUCCCUCCCGGGCCGCAGUGCGUGUGGUGUGGUAUUGUAGCUUACUCCCAGCAUCUGUCUCUGAGUGGGUCUGCCACCUCGUGUUGGUUUGCGAUGGGGGGCGGCCGGGACCCCAGCAACGGCCGGAAGGAAGGGUCACUCGUCAGCGGCCCGCGGUAACUCCCACCUGACACAUUUUGCUGCUGCUGCUGCUGUUGUUGCUGCUGCUGUUGCUGGAUGGCCAUGCCGAUGGUACCACUGUCGAACCCGCCGCUGGCCAUCGGCUGGGGGGCGUAUGGCCGGGCCCUCUGCUGCUGCUGCUGCUGCUGCAUGGUGGUGUGUUGGUCCUGCUGUUGGAUGGGAGGCUGCUGUUGGAUGGGAGGCUGGGCUUGCUGCUGCCGAUAUGUGGCGGUCGGGGCGAACUGAGAGGGCAUCUGGCCACCGAUACCAGCUUGUGGCAGCUGUUGCUGCUGCUGCUGCUGCUGUGGUGUAGGUAGUCCCUGCUGCCUGCCGGGUGGCUGGUGCUGUGUGAAGGGGGAGGGCUGCGGGGGGCGGGGGGCGGAGCUUGACAAGGCAGACAAGACACCAUUCCAGUCGUCAGGGCCGCCUCGCUGAUGCUGCUGCUGCUGCUGCUGGUGGAGUGGCUGCUGGACCUGCCGGACGUCCUGCAUGGCCCUGUUGGAUGGCUGCAGGGGGGCCGGUGCCUGUCCACCGGGGGAAGGAUAGUUGGGACGCUGCUGCCGUAUCAUUUCUUGCUGCUGCUCUUGGGGGGUCUUGGUGGUGGGCGGGAAGGGGGCCUGUCCGAAGAGCUGAUGGCCCGGUCGCAUGGCGGCAGCAGCGGCGGCACUGGGGUCUUGGGUAGAUGGUGUGAAUAGAGUCCUGUGUGGGUCGGGUGAGGGUAUGUUGUCACCACCUGCCCCUGCCAUGGGAAGGAACCCCGGACCCUCACUCCCGCCAACACCACCCUUGGGCAGUCGACCUACAGGGGAAGGGGGCUGCUGCUGCUGCUGCUGUUGGCGCUGCUGCUGCUGAGUGGUGUCCGACGGCAUAACCGGCCGUCCAAUGGGCUGCUGCAGGGUACCAGUGGUGCGAAGGUCCGGCUGGCCGUACGCCGGGGCCGGGGGCGCACGCCACGAGCCGAUGGGACCAAUCGAACUGACACCACCUGACACGUCCAUCCCAUAUGGCCAUGGCACACAACACAACACAACGCAAAUAAAGACCAACAGUGAGUGACAAGUGACAUCGACAUGACAUCAAUCAUAUCUGAAGAUGUAUGGGGUGGGAUGCAUGUGGCUUUGCUGACCGACCGACCUUGUGCCACCUGCCCAGUGCCACUGGGCAUGUGUGGUUUGUCGUGUCUGUCUUGCCCCGCAGGUGGGCUGUCGGCUGGGGCGUCGGGCGGUAGUUUGCCCUUGUUGAUGUUGGCCAGCCAGCUGAUCAGAUUCUCACCCUUGGACCUGCUCGGCGGUGGCUGCUGCUGCUGCUGCUGCUGGUCCACUGGCGGCGGCUGUGGUGCAUUAGCAGGUGGGGGCGGUACGGUGUCAGGUGGGCCUAUGGGUCUUGGAGGGGCGCCCCCCGAGGCAGCCAGCAGGCCAUUGACUCUGCCGGGUGGCAGGGGCUGGGGGGCGGUCUGGGGGUGGGCAGAUUGGGAUGCGGACGUCGACAGAUAGUUGAGGGCAUUCCUCAACAGAUUCACGCGGCCCUCGCCACGCCCGUCACCCACAGCCCCGGCAGCAGCGGCCGCCGGUGGCUUCUGGUUGCUCAAUGCUGCCUCACUCGGGGAUGAAAUGGGGGGCGCCUGUGCGUCGGGGCCGCCAGCAGCAGCGUCCACCUGCUGCUGCUGCUGUGAUGGGCCUGGAGGGGUGGGGCGACUCUCGGGUGGUGGUGGUGGCUUGGCUUGUUGCUGGGCUGCUGUGUCGACGGUUGCCUUGGGCUUGGUGGGCUGACCACCCUCGGUGGGUGGGUGUUGAGGGGCAGGCGGGACUGCCUUGGGGGCAGCUGCCUCCGGGGUGGGAGCUCUCUUGACCGCUGGGGGGCCGCCCGACAAUCGUGUUGUCACGUCAGAUCUCUCAACAUCUGCAGAGGUCAUCGCAUCCAAGGAAGGAAACCAGACAGACAGACAGACGGAUGGAUGGAUGGAUGGAUGGAUGGAGGUUUCCUCUUGAGAUGUUUUGGUGCGUACGUACCUUUGUCCUUGUCCUUGACUUUGUCUGGGGCGGAAGUGUCUCUGCCAGCGUCCUCCUUGUCGCCCUCUCUGCGGUCCUUGACCUUGACAUCCUCGACCUUGGUCGGCUGUGCCUCGGAUGGCUCCCCGCCGGCCUCUGGUGGCUGCUCCUUGUCCUUGUCGCGCUGCUGAGCCUCCUUGUCACGCGCCCCUGCAUGCAUCAAUCACAUCAGGCAGGGCAGGCAACAAGCGAAACAAACACCACACCCACACAAACAUGGUGCUGUGACUGCGGUGGGUUGGGGGGUGAGGGUCUCUUCUCUGGUGGGUGGGUGGGUGGGUGGGUGGGUGGGCGUGUGAGUGGUGUGUGUAUGUAAUGUAGCGUGUGUGUGUCUUUGUUGUCUUGUGCGGCCGCACCUACCAGCAGCAGCGGCUCGUCGUGCCCCCGGAGGUCGGUACACUCCAGGCUUGGAUGUCGUGUCGUCCUCCAAAUUCAGAUUCGGCUUCUCGGGGGGACUGCAGUGCAGUGCACGCAACACAAGACGGACAGACGUACAGGAGAGGAGACAUACAUACAUACAGCAGACAUGGCCCGUCCGGGCGGGAUGGAAGCGUUGGUUGCCUUUUGCCUGACUGACCUGUAUACGCCUUCCACUUCAGGUCUCCAAGCGACCUCAAACACCUCCGAAAACUGCUGACUCGCCAACACCUUACCUGGACGGACAGCACACAUAGCAAUGAACGAACAGGCAGCCGAAGCACACGCGCGUCGGCAAUGAGUGCAGUGCAUGCCGUGCGGUGAGAAGAGGUGGGCCUGGCCUGUUGUCCCCCCCAGCUACCCAGAGGCAGGCCCACCUUCACAGUUCCAAAUGGUGAAUCCGUUGUCGACUCUUCGUCUGGGUGCGAGGACGGCCGUGAGAAAGUGCCGGCCGUCAGGAGCCCAGUCACACGAUACAGUGCACGCGGCCUUGGACGAACAUAUCUUGCGCAUCGUACGAGCCGCCGCAUCGCGAUACCAGAAGUCCAUCUCACCUGUUCAUGUGACACACACACACACGCAUCAAAUCAACCCAUGGAGGGAGGGAGGAGGAUGGGAUGAAUGGGCCCGCUUCCGUGGCUGGCUGGCUGGCUGGCUGGUGGGUGGGUGGGUGUGGUCGACUGACCGGCGAGGUUGGCGAAGCCGCCGAUGCACACGAUGGACCCAAAUGCAUUCCACCUGCACAAACAACACAACACAACACAGAAUACACAGGUGUGUCUAUCGACUGCCGUGUGGGUGUGGUGUGGUGUGGAGUGGUGUCGUGGUUGUGCAGUGCAGUCAGUCAGUCAGUCGGCCUGCCGACCCACCGACCGUAUGGUGUUGCGAUAUGCCUUGCCGAAGUCGAAUCGCUGCUCGCACUUCUUGCCAUCAUAUAACACUAUCGCUGAUGGAGGGAUGCAUUUCAUUCAGACACCCAGAAGGCAGACAGAAUAAACGACCAUGAUGUCAUUCAUGUGGUGCUAUGCUAUGAAUACGUGUCAGUCAUUCGUCGUGUGUGUUGUGUUGGUUGAUUACAUGCGGGUGUGGCGCCUGAGAUGAGAAUAAAUUCGUCUCUGACGGGGCUCCACUUGACGUCGGAUGCGGUGCCGAUGACCUCUACCUCCUUGACUGCCACCUUGUCCUUCAGGCCCUGACGGAUGAGCGACUCCAGCUGCACCCACCACACCUUGCUCUUGCCGUAGUAGAAACAGCCAGACUUGUCCUCGUCGUUGUGCGUGUGCACCAGCAGCGCGUUGCCCGACGCAGACCACAGCAGGUCCACCUCGUCGGCCGUCACGUCAGCACUCACACUCGCGUCGACUGGCGGCGGGGGGCUGACACCCAGCUUCAUGCCGCCCCCACCCUGCAUGCCGCUCAACACACUCGCAGGCGGGGCCCGCACCGCACGCAGCGACUCCACGGUGGUCUCCUCCUUGACUACCAUGUCGUACACCUGCACACUCGCGAUGCCCUUGGCCUUGGACUUGACGAACGCCGCCAGCAUCAGCCUCUUGCCCUUGGUGCCAACGCCCGACGACGACGACGGCCCAUCGAAGCCGUUCUGGCGCGCAUGUGCGUGAGAGGGGCCGGGCGAGGACGGGAGGAGGGCCGUGGUGUCGAUGGGGGCGAUCUCGAAGCAGCAGAGGUUCUCGAUGGGGAUUCGCAUCUUCAUGGUGCCCUUGAGGGUGCCGUCGUAGACACGGAUCUCGGGCACAGCCGAACCCCUCGGGCGCGGACCGGGGCUCGAGUUGGGGCUCUGCACCGCCGCAUUGGUGGGGGCCGUCAGGGCCGCCCACUUGUCCUUUGGCGGGGGAGCGGUCGUCGUGGUCCCACCACCCUCCCCACUGCCCUCGUCCUCUCGACUGGUGUCGUCUGUCGUCUGUCCAGCUGCUCCAUCGGCCAUCUUGUCAGUGUCGUCUGCAGGAGGCGGCAGUGCGUUGGCAUUUGGGUUGGCUGUGGCGGUCUGGUUGGCGCUGGUGUCUCGGUCGGGGACGAAGAAGAUGCAGCACAGCUGCUCAUCUGCCGUCCAUCGCAGGGCCGGCCAGUGGUACUUGGUGGGGAUCCUCUUGACGCUCAGCGACGCGACCUUGCGGCCGUCCUUGGUGGUCCACACGAAGGUGUUGCAGGGCGCCCACACUAUGCCAUCGGACGGUGGGGGCGAGGCAGGUGGGGGGGCCGCAGAUGGGGACGGGCCGUUCUCGAGCACCGACAUCUGCUCCUCGGGCACAAACAGGGGAUCUACACACAUACAAACAUACAUACAGGCACAGCACACAACACAAGACACGUACACAACUGGGGGGCGGGUGGGUGGGCGGAUAUCACCGACCGACCGACAUGAUGGAUGGAGGCCAGACGUGAUCUGAUCACCCACUGGACUGACCUUUGAGUGGCAUGGUUUGCUGCUUUCCAUCCAUGGGUGCGUAGGUGACGAGGUAGGUGGACAGCGGCGACCAGUGGAUGCGAUUGACUGCCGUGCCGUCCCCGCCAGGGAUCAGCACCGACCUCUGCAGGCUAGAGGCGUCCACUGGCGUGGGCAUGGCCCCUCCAGGCCCGUCCAUGUCAUCGCGGUGGGAAGACUUGCCGCCCUGUCGUCGUCUACCCAUAUCCCACGACGGGUGCUGAUGGAUCGAUGACACGUGUGCACAAUGAUCCAAUGAAUCGAUUGGCUGGCGUGUGUCUGCCCUGUUUUCUUGUCCUUCGUGCAGUUGUGCAAGUGUGCCGUGCCGUGUGGUGUGGUGUGGUGUGGUGCGCACCCGUAUGAUGGAGACUUCCCUGUUGGAGCCGACAGAAGCCAGCGAACUGCCGUCCGUCGCCCAAGACGCAAUGUCGAUCUUACCAAGCUGAUACGACCGAUACACACGGGCAGAAACACACAUGCACAAACCGUUGGCAGGAGAGCACGAGUGGCAAGAGAGCAACGAGCAAGCCUGUUCUCUCUCUGUGUGGUCGAUGCGAUGCUCCCUCUCUCAAGGCUUCCGUCCCAAAUCCAUAGGUACGUACCUUGACAUCAUCCCAUUUGUCGUCUCCGUCGCCCUUGGAGAAUACGGUGCACCCGUCGCGGCCUCGUAAGAGAAACGACACGCUCGGACAUCGCGGUGGCUGAGGCAUACCGGACGGACCCACCAACACACCGACCGACCGACGGGCAAACACGCACCGCACUGACUGACUGGCACACCGACCGGCCGGGCCGAGUGGGUGGGUGGGUGGGUGGGUGGACGGGAGGGAGGGAGUCUCCUCACUCACUCACGGACGCACCGCACCGCAGCAGUGGCACUAGCUGUACGAGAGGAUGGCGGAUCGAGGCAGGCCGAGGGCAACGAGGGCACGACGACGACGGUGGACGAGAUGCAACAACACGCAACCGACCUGAAGGCCACGCAACCAGCCUGCCGUUCACAGACAGAUGAAGGAAGGAUGGAUGCAAUUAGCCACACACGCGGCGCUUGUCUUUUGGCACUCUCACCCAGGGACCCUCUGUGAGAGUUCGGGUCAGGCAGGGCAGGCUCGGCUCAGCGGAGCUGUCCUCUCCUCGUGCUCCGCUUCUCCCGCAACUCGGCGGCCGCGCAACCACAGUGUCGCCGCCCGCAGUCGCGGAUCUAACCAACAGCUUCGCGGUUUGCUUUGGUACUCC